This is a messenger RNA of Phascolarctos cinereus (koala), 8417 nucleotides long. It is a transcript of the gene FBXL20, whose product is annotated as F-box and leucine rich repeat protein 20. Gene Ontology annotation, biological process: SCF-dependent proteasomal ubiquitin-dependent protein catabolic process. Gene Ontology annotation, molecular function: protein binding. NCBI's taxonomy places the organism in Eukaryota, Metazoa, Chordata, Mammalia, Diprotodontia, Phascolarctidae. Gene Ontology annotation, cellular component: SCF ubiquitin ligase complex. The record is from RefSeq and is a predicted model, not a curated record.
GGCGGCGCUGCCCAAUGAACGGCGGCGUUGCUGGCAGGUGGGGAGUGUUUUUGUUUUGGGUUGAAGUUGAGGCUGGGGAGAGAGAGAGAUAGAGAGACAGAGACAGAGAAAGAGAGAGAGAGAGAGAAAGAAAUAGAGAAGAGAGAGAGGGAAGAGAAGCGAGCCAGCGGCUCCCGCUGCGGGAGGUGGUGGAGGCCCCGCCGGAGUCGCUGCUGCUGCCGCUGUCGCUGCCGCGGCCUCCUCUCCCCGGGCUGGUGCCCGCUUCCCUUGCCCUCUCAGCACCGGGCCGUCCCGGCCCUCCCCGCGGGCCCCAGCCAGCCUCCCCGUCUGCACGCCGCAGCGCCCGGUCGCGGCCGCGCCCGCCGGCCCUAUGAGGAGGGACAUGAACGGGGUGACCAAGAGCAGGUUUGAGAUGUUCUCAAACAAUGAUGAAGCUGUGAUCAAUAAAAAGCUUCCCAAGGAACUACUGCUAAGAAUAUUCUCUUUUCUGGAUGUUGUUACAUUGUGUCGCUGUGCUCAAGUAUCCAGGGCUUGGAAUGUUCUAGCUCUAGAUGGCAGCAACUGGCAGCGAAUUGACUUGUUUGAUUUCCAGAGGGAUAUCGAGGGCCGAGUAGUAGAGAAUAUUUCUAAAAGAUGUGGUGGUUUCUUGCGAAAGUUAAGUCUGCGUGGGUGUCUUGGAGUAGGAGACAAUGCAUUAAGGACCUUUGCACAGAAUUGUAGGAAUAUUGAAGUACUGAAUCUGAAUGGAUGUACAAAGACCACAGAUGCCACAUGUACUAGCCUUAGCAAGUUCUGUUCCAAACUCAGGCACCUUGACUUGGCUUCCUGUACAUCGAUAACCAACAUGUCUCUAAAAGCACUGAGCGAGGGAUGUCCACUGCUGGAACAACUGAACAUUUCAUGGUGUGACCAGGUGACCAAGGAUGGUAUCCAGGCUCUAGUGAGAGGCUGUGGAGGGCUCAAAGCCUUAUUUCUUAAAGGCUGCACACAGCUUGAGGAUGAAGCUCUCAAAUACAUUGGCACACACUGUCCCGAACUGGUGACUUUAAACCUGCAGACCUGCCUACAAAUCACAGAUGAUGGUCUCAUUACAAUAUGCAGAGGCUGCCACAAAUUGCAAUCUCUGUGUGCUUCUGGCUGCUCCAAUAUCACAGAUGCAAUUCUGAAUGCCCUGGGUCAAAACUGCCCUCGGCUUAGAAUAUUAGAAGUGGCAAGGUGUUCUCAGCUAACAGAUGUGGGCUUCACUACUCUGGCGAGGAAUUGCCAUGAACUAGAAAAAAUGGACCUAGAAGAAUGUGUUCAGAUAACAGAUAGCACAUUAAUUCAGCUCUCUAUACACUGUCCAAGACUUCAGGUGUUGAGUCUGUCUCAUUGUGAGCUGAUUACAGACGAUGGAAUCCGUCACCUAGGGAAUGGAGCCUGUGCCCAUGACCAGCUGGAGGUGAUUGAGCUGGACAAUUGUCCACUUAUCACAGAUGCAUCCCUGGAGCACCUGAAGAGCUGCCAUAGUCUUGAGAGGAUAGAAUUGUAUGACUGUCAGCAAAUCACCCGGGCUGGAAUCAAGAGACUCAGGACCCAUUUACCCAAUAUAAAAGUUCAUGCCUACUUUGCACCCGUCACUCCGCCUCCAUCAGUAGGGGGCAGCAGACAGCGCUUCUGCAGAUGCUGCAUCAUACUAUGACGUUGGAGGCGAUCAGCCUUGGUGAACUAAGUAUUUAAUGACACUUCUAGAGUUACCACGGAGUCUCUCCAGCGGAAUCGACCCCAGUGUUCUGAGCAAGGGCCAGAAUAGAGGGCUGUGUCCGGAUCCCCCAAGCCACACAUACACAUGCGUAUAUACCCACACCGUCCACUCCAGCUGACGUACUCUGUGACAGUGGGACUUGAAUCUGUGUUGGCUUUUUUCUGACAGGUAGAUUGGUGUAACUUGAAACCAUUCCUACUGGGCAUGCUCAGAAGAGAAUCAGAAUCCAAGGUGGGGGGCAUUCCCGCAAACCCAGGGUCACUGCUGCUGGGGUUUGUUUGUUCUUUUUGUUUGAGGUUUCUUUUGGGGAUGUCAGAACACUAAUGAGAGCUCUCCAAAGGGAAGGAGAGUAUGGACAAAUACAGUAAAUGUUGCAACCAGGGACCAGAAAGAAAGAAAAAUCCUUCCUCCCAUAAGAGAAUGAAGAUGGCAACCAUUCAUGAGACUGUAUUACAGUGCUUCUCUACUUCCUUGUUUCCAUACCAACAUGCUGAGCAUGCUCAUCAGUCAGAGCAUUCAAUUCAGAGAUUUCCUAGAUGGUCACAGUGAUUUAACUUGAAAUCUCUGAUAUCCAAAUUUGUUUCUUUUGUUCACUGAUUCAUUGUGUUGUUCUCCCUAGCUGUCUUUGAGUGUGUUUGUGUCUGUGUCUCAUUUUCUCUUUGUGUUGCUUGCUGAAGCACUCUCUGUCGCCUGCUCAUCCUUUGUCUCUUUUGCUGUCUUCUUAUUUAAAGUUUUCCAUUUGGGGUGAUUUAGUUGAGGCUACUGGAUACUUUUUAAAGAAAAGUUAUUAAUUAUUAGUAAAAAUAUUUUAAAAUUCCACUUUUUUAUCAUUAGAAAGACUGCCUAAGGUUCAGUCUGAUGAGAAGCUCUAAAGAGCAGGUGAGGGAAAAUGAGCUAAAUAUGAGCUCUUGCCCCUCUCUUAUGGAAACAAUUCAUAUUUUUGCCUUUUGAGUUCUUCCUUAAGAAAAGAACAUAGCUUGUGACAUGAUAAUACAGGUGGCUGUGCUCAAUAUCAUCAUGCUCCCUAUGUUUCCUUGAGUUGAAUCCUGAUAAUCAGUUGAGUGUCUUACAUAAGGCAUGAGAGAGCAGCAUUUUUUAAGCAGAAUUGAUUGGGAAAAAUACCAAACCUCAGUCUGAAAACCCCUGACCCCUUUUUGAAUCUCAUGCUGUGAACUGAGAUUUAUGUACGCUCAACAGCAUUGCUAACUUUGUUGGCUAAGUGUUUUGUCUCAGGAAGAAUACUUAGAUGAAACACAUUGCUGUCUGUGCUGCCAGUUUUUAUUAUGUGUUCCUCCCCUUCUUCCUACACCAACCUGAACCUUAUGGUAGUGUGUGGCUGUUGUAUUUAGGGUCAUCAAUUUCAGGUCUAAUGUUGGUCGUUCAAAGGACCAGCAAAACCUUCCCAAAGAAGUCACUUACCCAGUCUUGUCGAUGCACUUCAGAUAUUCAGCGUAAGCAUAAACCGGUGGGAUUGGAUCCUGGAGGAUAUCGGGAGCAGCCCCCAGAAGGCCUAAGAUAAUAAGUGCAGAUGAAGGUGGUCCUUGUCUCCGCAUGUACUUCAGUACUUGAGAACUGAGGGAGGAAGGUUUUUGGAGUGAAUUAGGAAAAAUGAGAUGAUUUUCUAAAGCACAAGUAACAGAUUUCUAGGCCUCCAGAGUUGGAGCUUUUUGUUGUUUGAUAGGAGUUUAUUUAUAUGGUUAAGGUAACCUUUUGUCACUUUCUGACUGAUCUAAGCAACUCCAAAGGUCAUUUUUCAAAUUACAGGUGAUGGCUCCCUCUCCUAAGACCACCAGCAUAUGUUGGAAUUAGCUUGGCUUGUUUCUUCAUUAAUUAGAAAGACUUCAGCAGAUGAGAGAGUGCUGGGAAGGAGCCUAUGACACUGCCUACCAUUUAUUGUGUUUAAUUUUGGUCUUGAACUCACUGUGCUCAAAACCACAAAGAACUUUUUCUCCUUCCCAGUUCCUAAUUUUGGAAAUACCUAAAAAAAUAUAACAAACCUUAACAACUUUGGAAAGAGACUGAUCCAGGAGGUUAAGUUUUGAUACCAUAGCUGAUAAUUUGUAUUAAAUUUUGAAAAGUGUAAUGGGGAAGGGGAUGCUGGAGAGUAAUUCAGGGCCUUUUUUUCCCUCCAGAAAAAUGCAUGCUGUUCAGAUCUGGCAGGCUGAUCCUAAAAUUCUUUGCCAAUUCACUUGGGGAGGAGAGGAGAAGGAAGUAGGUGGCAGCAGUGGACUUUUAUAGGCCUUCCAAUGCCUAUAGUAAACAGAUGUCAAUUUGAAAUGCCUUUCCCAAAAAUCAAAAUUAUUUCUUUUCAAGGACACAGCUUCUCCUAUUUAGUAUUUUAUUGGAGACUUGAUUUCUAAAAGUAUAGAGAUCUGACCCAGAUGCAGAUUAGAACUGAUCUGGCCUGACCUGGUAAUCCAUGCUAUAGAAAGAAGAGUGCUGGUGUUUUAGAAAUCAUGAGGAAGAGAAUGAAGCUUCUGAUACAUUAAGUCUGUGAAAUGGGUUGCAUUGGCCAAUUUAAUUUCAUGCUCUAAGCAUUAGGAUUUAAUGUUAGGAUUUAUUUAUUUCUGAUGACAAACUGUGAUCCUUUGAAGCUUGGAAAGGAUUCUCAUUAGAAUGCUUCAUUGUUGUUAGAGAAAAUCCCCCUUGCCUUCAUUCAAACUAAGCCCUAAAAGAUUUUCCUUGGAGAAGACUAUUGUAGCUUCCAGAAACAUAAGAUGUAGUGAUCUUAUUAUGUUGAAUGGAAAGAAGCUUGAGAUUAUUGUUCUCCCCAUUUAUCCAUAUCUACAAUCCUGUCAACAGCUGUGAUCUUAAGAGGUCUUUCCUAAAUCAAAUACUUCUCCCUCUUUAAAGUGCAUUUGCUUGUUUUUUUUGUCACUAUAUGAUGUGUCACCUAUAGUAGAGAAAAUGGGGUCUACGUAACUUGAGAGUUUCUUUACAGAAAUGGUUUCAAGAUUAAAAAAAGAGGAGGUAAACAGCCCUAUCCAACUAGUUACCACAAGCCAGGGGACAUUGGUGCUAUGCCAACUGAAGUGAAUUCUUGAAUGUCAGUCAUCAAUUUUCUGAACAUUCUUUCUGUCUCUUCAAACUUCAACCAAUAAUGCUUGCUUUUCCUGAUUUUAUUUUAUUUCUACACUUUAUCCUCUCGAGACUUUUUUUUAACAGAUGUCCCUCUUUACCCUUUAAAUAAAGCCUCUGCCUCGUCCCAAAAAUGCUAAGGUUAUAUUAGAUGUCUCCGAUGCCUUUCCCUCCUAGUAAUGCUCGUGUGUAGCAAAAAAAAAUGCUCAAUCAGCCUUGAGUUCUGCCAUUCUCUGGUGAGUCAGACCAUUUGUCACUAGGUCUGAAGUUUGUUUAUUGAGCUGAAAUAAGCUUGAAAGCAAACUGUUUGCUGGAUGUAUCCUAGGAGAAAAGGGUUCUGACUUCAAUCUUUUUUUUCCCCCAGUAUUGGGGCUAUGAUGAAUAUGAAAGUACAUUGUGCUCAUAUUUCUCUUUGUACAUUUUUUCUUUUCUAAUUUUCUAAUUUCAUCUCUAACAUAUUUUGGGAGCCUACAGCUAUUUUAAAGAGACUCUUAAAUGAUCUUUGUAAAUUUCCAAUAAUCUCCAUAUCUGUUAUAGACUAAUUUUUAAUCAGAUACAAGUCAGAAACUUGUUACAUAUUCCUUUAAUUAUAUAUUCUGGAGAGAUAUCUGCAAAAUACUUUUUAUGCAGUCUUCAUCCAGAUUGUGUCCCUCACUGAACAUUUAAGUAUAACUAUAAUAAUGCCAAAUUAACCAGAACUUAAAAUAUAGAAAAUGCAACCAUAUUUUUUUAUUGCCUUGUAAGAUACUGUUGCCAGUUGUUCAGUGCACCAAUGGUAGGACUGAGGGAGAGGGUUAGGGGUGACAUAAAAAGAAAAGUACCUUGAAAUUGAAUGAAGGGGAGAAGAGCAUCUUUUUGGUUAUUGUAAGCUGGAAUGGGGAGAAUGUGUGUCCUUAUCCUGUUUUCCUAUCCAUAUCAACAACAUGUUAAGGAAAUUUCUUAAUAAAAUUGUGGAGAGGUUUUUUUUGGGGGGUGGGGGGGAGGAGGAGGGAUGCUAUUAAUGCAUUAUGAUUGAGCCCUGUCCACUAUCUUUAAGCUGCUGCUGCUUCCCAAGACUACUCAUACCGCCAUCGUUAAUUACCCCACCAUGGACACAGAUUGGAAAAAAUAGAUAUUGUUACUGCUGCCUCAGUUAUUGAAGAAUAGAACGAGGAGUUCAGUGAGGAUAUCUUUUCCCAUUGUGCCACCCUCAUAACAGACCUGUUCUAUAGGGUGCUAAGCGCUUCUAAAAUACUUUCUAGUCUCUCUCCUCCGUCUGCUUCCUAGCUGUUGUGCUUUAUUUUCCUCAAAAUUGUUGAUUAGCAGAACCUUUAGGCAAAGGUAAAAUGUUUUUGAGUUGUAGAUCUUGGAGUAGAACUUACCAGUGAGGUCCAACAGCCCCAUAGGAAUGGGCAGAGGACAGAUGUGAAUGGUCCACUUUCCACUCAGCUGCAGUCACUAAAUUUAUAGUGAGCUUGAUAAGUCUGGUAAGGCCAGGUUGUAUUACCCAGAUAAUUCAGGAAGAGAUCAGUGCUAACCUCUAUAUACUUGCAUAAUUAAUUAUGUAGAUGAGCCCUAAAAGCCUAUGGUUCUACAAGGGAGGGGUGAGAGGGAGAAUAUAAAUUGAGAACUACCUGCCAUCACCCAGCCCUCUGAUUUCUGAUAGAUUACCUUCCAUAUAACUAGAAAAAUUCUUAUGAAGUGAAUGAGUUCUUAGCAUGGGAUUCUUUCAGGUCCUUCCUCUUUGGGGCUUAUUGUACUGCUUGGGAAUUUCAGGAACUAGUCCCAAAGCUGUACUUGGGUGAAUAUAGUUGUGUCCCAGUGGAGUCCCACUUAAAUUUCAGCAGAACAGGCUUCAUUAUAAUUGCUCAUAGAUGUGGUAUUAAAGAGUUGUGCUAUUAUCAUUUCUGGCUUUAUUAGUCACAUUUCAAAAAAACAACCAAGCCACUGUGUCUUCUUGGCCACAUCAGUGGAGAGGCCACUAGGAUUGAUAAGCCCAUGCAAGUUUUCAAAUUCUGUAAAAAUUUGGUUUCUGGUCAUUUUUGAUAAAAGCUUCUGGGGUCUUUUGCCUUGGAUUUGUGUUUUUUGUUUAUUUUUGUUUUGUUUUGGUCAGGGAAGCAUUAAGUUAAGAAAGAAGCAAAUGACUGUUAGGGUGUCUUGCCUUAGGGUAGGAGAAUCUGCCCUUUGGGUCAGUUCCUGGCCUGGAAACACCCAGUAUCAUCAAAUUGUAGAUAAUUUUCCUACUUUAUGAUUAUUCCCUUCCCCUUCCACCCUCUGCUUUGUCUUUUUCAUGCUAAGGUUGUUAAUGAACAGUAGUAUUUUCAUUCUCUCUCCCCCUUGGUUUGACUCUUCAGUCUGUAUGAAGUAUAUGUUGGAGGUUGGAAGGGAUUGCUAAUCAAGUGACAUUUCCCUUCUUUGGGAUAUUGUAUCUAAAAAUAGAACCAACCCAUGAACAAGUUCUUAUUAAGUCCCAGCUGUGUCAAAGUUAGUACAGUGAAACAGUUGCCAGUGGUACCUGACUGCUUAGUCAGGGCUAGGGCAAGUGUUGGUUAGGUGGCAGUUGGGACCUUCCCCCGUUGGGACCUGGAAGAAUAUAGGUUGGCCAAUCCACAACGUGAUCCAGAAGAAGCCACUUUCUGAAAGAUUUUUUUAAACCACGUCCAUGCUUUCUUCUAAGGACCUUUGGAAGUCUUUAUGAGAUAUGGUUGUCCCAGAAGAAAACUGCCCCAAACAUUUCUCCCACAGCAGCUUCUCUUGCCUACCAACACUGUUUCUCUGAAAUCCACACAACUGCUGCUCAUGUACAUGUAGGUGUGUCUCUACACACAUAUGUGUUUCUUAUCUCGGCCCUAAUUUCUUGGCCCCUGAAAUAAUGCUUGUUACUCUUAACUUUUUAAGGCACUGGAGGAUGAGAAAAUAAAGUCUUAACAACCCCUGCUUUCAAGAGCUGACUGGCACAGUUUGACCAGUUGUACUUUUUAAAAUAAAGAUUUGGAUUGUUUUCUUCCCUAGUGCUAUAUAACACUGUAAUGAGCAAAGCUUUUGCUGCUAUUUUCCUGGGUUUAUGUAUUAGGAUGUUCUUCCUCUCUCCCAAACCUCUGCCCUCAUACCCGUGCCAAUCCCUCCUUUAAAAAUAAGUUAUUUUGUGCAUCACUGGCUGUUCUAUCUGACUGGAGGCUUGGUGAGAAGAGCCUGACAUCUCCCCUGACAAUGAAACACUAACCUCUGAGUCCUUUAUGAGCCAACUGGCAUGUUUACAAGACCUACCUAAAGCAGCUCCUUGAAGUCUCCUGCCCUGAGGAGAACAGUGUAAGCUAGCCUCCGUCUCCUCCUUUAAGGCGCUUGGGAAGGAAGAGCAAGUGAGAAGAGGAUGUCAGUGGUGUCAGCUUAUUACUGUACCACAUUUAACUUCCCAAAGAUGGCUAUGGCUUUAUUUUUUCUCUUCCUGGAGGGUGUUCCCAAACAGCCUGGCAACUCUGCACUAGCCAACUGCUCUGUUCAUGUUUGCCCGUUUUAUAGUGUCCCCAAGAGCCAUAGACUAAGCGGCCUUUCUUUUUGUGUAGGGCCCAGAGGCCUACAAAAUUCUGCUGGGGUAUUGCCUCUGGGGCAAAGGGUG